This is a messenger RNA of Candidozyma haemuli, 657 nucleotides long. It is a transcript of the gene NOP6, whose product is annotated as Nop6p. The record is from RefSeq and is a predicted model, not a curated record. The coding region runs from base 1 to 657 and encodes 218 amino acids. The transcript has a single exon. Gene Ontology annotation, molecular function: RNA binding. Lineage: Eukaryota; Fungi; Ascomycota; Pichiomycetes; Serinales; Metschnikowiaceae.
AUGGGUGAAGAGAAGGUUAGUAAGAAGAAGCAGAAGGCGCUUUUGUUUAGAAAGUCUAAGGAUGAGCGUGAACAGGAGCAGGCCGUGAAAGCUGAAAAGAAAGAGCAAAAGGUUAAGAAGGAAGAGGAGGAGAGUGUGAAGAGAAAGGCUGAGGAAGAUGAGCCUGAGCAGCCUAAGAAGAAGAGAAAGACGAGAAGAGGUAAGAAAGGUAAGGGUGUUAACGACGGCAAAGGACCCAGGUUUCUUCUUUUCGUGGGAAACCUCCCGUACGAUAUCCAGCAGGCCGAGUUGGUGGCCCAUUUCAAGAACGCUAAUCCUGACAGGAUCAGGAUCAGAAAGGAGAAGGGCAUUGCAUUUUUGGAGUUUGAUAACGAUAACAGCGAGAUCCAGAGUAAAAUGGAGCUUGCGCUAAGAAUGCACAAGUCGACGCUUCGGAACAGAAAGAUCAAUGUGGAGCUCACGGUUGGUGGAGGAGGUAACUCUGAGGCUAGACAGCAGAAGUUGAAGGAUAAGAACGAUAAGUUGGAGGAACAGAGAAGAGAGAGGAUCAAGAAGCAGGCGGAGGCCGCCAGGGCGGAAAAGAAGGAUGACGACGCCGAAAAGCCAACCACUGGUCAACCAUCGAUGCAUCCAGCCAGAGCAGCUCUUCUCAAGUGA